GAGCAACAGGACAAACCACCGACAAUGACACCUGGAUUUUUGUUGGCGCCCUCUUCAGCUGUGCCUUGCAGCUUUUUCUUCUCCUCCUGCUUUCUUCCCUCUCCCUUCCUCACGGUCCUGGCUUCAUCUCCGUGAUCGCGUCGUUCUGAGCAAGAGCGCCAUCCCGCAUGGGCGCAUUUCCCUUAUCUUAGGUUUGCACCGAUUGAAACGCCGCGGCUGACCAUUGAUUCAUUUACCCCCUCUUUCACGGCCACCACCACCCCCCGGGCAAGGCCUCUUUCCCUGAACGGCCCUCGGCCGCGCAUUUAUUGCUUCAGUGACCGCCAACGAUGGCCUACAACGCCGUUUCCCAGGCCGACCACGAGGUGGCUUCCAACGCGACCGACUCGGACCAUUCCCGCAGUCCUUCACCGCAGCCCCAGCACAAUAAUGGCCUCUUCGAGCAGCUGCCCUUGGAUGCCGACCAUAUCGGGGCGGGCUCCUACCUACAGCCCGCCAAGUCGGCCGAGGACUCUGGCAUCAAAAGAUUGGGCUCCAUGAUCCGGUCCAUGACCUCCACCAGCUAUGAUAUGGUGGAGGAGGAUGACUACGAAAUGCCCGCCGAUCCUUCAGCGAACCACAGUUCCAAUAGUCCCCGUUACGUCCCUCCGCUAAAGACAGUCCCUCAGGCUAGUUCUACGACCACCCCUGAACCGACCCUGCGGACCCCCGUCACCGAUCAACCCGUGCCCCUCAGUCACCCUACCCCCGAUCUCCAGUCGCUGCAAGGUGCCUAUCUCAAUAAUGUAGAGCGGCUCGAGAGGAGCGCCGAACGCAUGAGCCUGAGUUCCAAUAUCGGAAACGAGAUUCGCAAGAUGGACCAAGAACAAAAGCGCCGGUCGUCUAGUUCGGCCUCCAACUCCACCCAUGCCAGCAAUCACGACGGCUUCAGACCGAGUCUGUCGUCCCGUCACGGUUCCAUCCAGUCCGCAUCCCGCUUGGCACAAGUGGCAGAGCAUGCGCCGGCACGGUACUAUGGCGAUUCGAUCCCCCGGGUUCCUGCGAUGCCUUACCUUCCCCCUCCUCCGCCACCCGCCGCGCAUGGCGAACACGACUUUGUCCAGCAGGAUUACUACGACCAAGAGCUGGGCGAAGAGCUCGAAAGAACAUACACGGCUGCUUCGACCGAUACAUACCAACAGGCGCGGGUUCUCUUCAAUGACUUUGAUGGCGUGCAUUAUGUUCCGAAUGAGAAUAAUCUGGCGCGGCGGGUGUCGCUGACAAGGCCGCCCCUGGCCAGUCGAUCCGAAGCCUACAAGGAGCCGCAGACAGGCGAGAAUAUGGUUUACUAUCCUGCUCCGGUGCCAAGGAUGUUAAAUCUGCCACCUCGUUUAUCGCAGAGGAACAGCACGCAACGCGACAAGCGUCGCACGCAGCUCCUUGGUGCAGUCGCUGCUGAAAAUCGCAAGUCGGCGCUGCUUGCUGCCCAAGAUCCAGUCGAUAAUGGCGAGGCAAGACGCAACAAUCAGCCAACAAGCAUCCCCCCGCAGCUGCGCGCAAGUGUCUUCUUCGAUCAGCCAGCUCCCUCUGUUGAUGUAGAGGUCACGCAUGCUUCAGCGGUGGCGACACUAGACAGCAUCCUCGAUGCCUCGACACAUGCCCCCGUCAGUGCCUUCACGGGGCAAGCCGAUUCGAGAGGGUAUGGUCAGGCAUCACGCAAGCUGUCCUCCAGGGACUUAACCGACCAGCGGAAGACGCUCACGGCCGGAAGUAUGCUUGGGUUCGACCAUCACCUUUCCGACCCGGAUCUCAAAGAGAUUCCCCUGACAUCGGGUCGCUUCUAUAACCAAACAGAAGGCGAUGCUGCAGAUGUUCAUGAAGGCACGUCACUACGGGAUGACGCCCAUGAUGGGAUUGGUGGUCCUGUUGGCGCUGGGGACGCUCCUGAAGCCGAUGGAGAAGGGCACAAUCUUGAAGAGCCGGAUGCCGAUUACACCGGGCCACCCAACACGCUACUAGCGGAGCUUGAAUUCAGAAAGAGCCAACUAAAGCAACGACAGCGAACAGCGCCAGAAUCUGCCGGGUUACACUCGACUCUUCUCCAGCUGGAAGCGGUGGCGCAGAAGCAGAGUGAACAUCGACGACAGAGACCCGUUACCUUGGCUUGGGAAGGUCCAGAUGCUCACAACCCGGAAGCCGAGGAUGAUGAUGACGUGCCUCUAGGCAUGUUGUUUCCGGAAAAUGCCAAUGUCGUUAACGAAGUACGUCCAUUGGGGCUGAUGGAGAGAAGGGAGCUGGAGGAGUCCGAGCCCCUAAGUAGGCGUCGUGCCAGGCUCCGAGGUGAUCCCCCACCGCGCAGCCCCGAAAUACGCCCGGUUACCAUGUAUUCGACGGGAGCGCAGGAUACUGUGGAGCCAGAAGAUAGUGGUGACGAAGGAGAAACUUUGGCCCAACGUCUAAAGCGACUGAAAGCCAAAGACCAGCCCAGUGCAGGCUCGGACAGCGAAUUCGCGAAUGAGAUCUUGGCCGAGAUCAACCACGUUGGGGAGGAUGCGGCAACUCAGGAGAAGGAAAUCGCGCCAGAAGAUGAAACUCUAGCCCAGCGGCGCGCUCGCCUCCAGAAGGAGGCUGAGACUGAGGCACGACAGAAUUCCACAUUUAAGAUCCCUCGGUACCGAAGGAGUAUGGCAGACAUCCUUCACGCGCGGCGUCCUACCACAACCGGACGGCAGUCGACGAUUGAUGCUGCAGCACCUCAACCCGGGCAGCAACGCACUCUGGACCAUCGGAUGUCUCUUCAACAGUUUCCGUCGAAAUUUAGUUCCCCGGCUGCAGGAUACCCACCGCAUCAAGGGGCUGCAGGCACCGUUCCUUACGGCCCCGGGAUGGUACACCCCAACACGUUCUACAGCGAUGCGCUACUAGGCAUGAAGCAUCUCAGCUAUGCUGUGCCGAACAAGUCCAAGGUCGUGCGGCCAGUGGUUGAAUCGGGGCAGCGGGAAAUGAUCGACCGUUGGCGACAGAGCAUCGUCUAGACCCUUUACGAUCACCUCCUUAUUCCUGUUCUCGUUGCUUUGGGCGUUUCUCUGAAAGAUUUCUUCUUGUCUGUUUGGUCAAUUACUUGCGCGGUAUAUCUACCAGGUUUAGCGUAUCUUGUUGUAUCUUGUUAGCAUAGGGGCGAGGAAGCAUAAGUUUCAAAUUAGCGAACUUUUCUAGUCUAGGUUGUCUGGUAGCAUGCAGGUCUUACCAUUUUCACCCCGUCAUAGUGAGGAUCUUUGCACGCCCUGGACGAUCGGUGAGCGUUUUGAUUCGAGGGUGCGCUGUAGGUGUAUGCAACCUGGAGAGAUGCCGGUGGAAGGAUCGUCCCUGGGGGAUCCAGAAGAUGGUUGGGGUUAUUCCACGAUUGUCGUCAUUAUUCUUAGUGUUAAUAAUUAAUAUAGUUCUAUUAUUACUUGAG
Aspergillus ibericus CBS 121593 is the source of this 3436-nucleotide messenger RNA. RefSeq lists its product as uncharacterized. The transcript has a single exon. NCBI's taxonomy places the organism in Eukaryota, Fungi, Ascomycota, Eurotiomycetes, Eurotiales, Aspergillaceae. The coding region runs from base 330 to 3014 and encodes 894 amino acids. The record is from RefSeq and is a predicted model, not a curated record.